CAGGGGCUUUGCAGCACUGGGGCAAAACACGGCGGAGUUGGAGGAAGUUACUGGGAGCAACUGUGCUAGCAUGUAACCUUACGCGAGUUGGAUACGGCAUUGCAGCAAGAGAGGAGAGGGCAGCAGCAUUCAUGGAUAUUGUGGACACCUUUAAUCAUUUAAUACCCAGUGACCAGUUGGAUGACUCCCUGAUAACAGGUCAAAAUUUGGACUGUGGAGCCAGUAAUGAGUUUGGGACAGGACUUGGACUUGAACAUUCGCUGAAGAAUAUGCUCAGUGAUAAAGAUCCUAUGUUUGGUUGUGCAAGCUCUCAGUUCAACCUGCUGGACAAUGAGGACCCUGCGUUUUCCGUUACCACUGCCACAGCAGGCCUUGAUAGUUUAGCACCUGCAGGUCUCACCAGUAAAGUGACAGCUGCAGAGACUACACAAGUCAAGCGUUCUGUUGGGAGGCCCAGGAAACGUCCAAGUAAUUUACUUUUAGAAUAUAGUUGUGAUCCAGAACCUGCCAACACAUCCACUAAAACCAUGACCCGAGGACGACCAGGAAGUAAACCAGCUAACAGGCUACAGAAGUCAUUUCUCAUUGACAAUGGAGUUAAAGGCACCCAAUUAAAGAAAGAAUUAAUUCUGGGAGGGCGUAUAAAUAUUAAUAAUCUUGAUGGUGGAUUAUGGAUGAGUCCUUCAGUUGUACUGAGACGAUUGACAGUUACAAUUGGGGGUUUCAAGAUUGAGUUGCUUCCAGGACCCUCUUAUCCACAAAACGUUGAUACAACCCAAUCUGCUCCCUUUGAUGAUGGUAUGUCAUAUGGUGGUGAUGUGGGUUUUGCCGUGUUGUCAGAUGAUACUGUUAAUAUGCAGAAUCCCAUAUCUGAGACCGUGGCAGUGGUGGAUGCAACUGAGAAGAGCACUGCUGAUGAUUUAGCCCUUGGGCUGGGCCCAUAUGUGAAUCCUAAUGAUGUGCAGACUUCUAAUGGAACAAUAAAAGGGAGCCCCUGCACACAGGAAACAAAGCUUGACAAUCAGAUUGUUGCUGUUGUGCAAAAGAUAGUGACAGAAGAGAAAGAAGACAUCAAACAGCCACAAUCCAAUGAGAAUAACAAAACUUCAGUAUGUAAGGUUGACAGUAAGGGAAAGCAACCGAUUGUGGCCAAAAAUCCAAACAAUCCAAAGUCCAAACAAGGACUGACCAUAAACAAGGAUAAGGAUUUAGUUUCAUGUAAACCAAGCACCACAGUUAAGGAGCAUAAAGUAUCUCCUACCUCACCAUCAAAUGUCAUUCAAAGAAGUGAUCUGCACAAAAUCAAAUCUCCUAAGGAAAAGAAAGACAUGUCACCACUGAAAAGGCCCACAGAAAAUGCCCAAAGUGAGAUUGCUACUAAAGUGCUAAAGGUACAGGGUACAGGAGAUGGUAAAUUGAAGCCAAAAUUACCAAAGUCACCAAGCUCUGUUGUGAAGAAGAGCCCACCAUCAGCCAACCGCGCUGGGGAUCAUCAGACGCCAAACAAACAUUCUGGCCCCAAAGUUGAGAUGGCUCAUCCAGUGCACAGUUGUCCAAGUCAAACGUUAAAAACACCUGAUGAAGGAGGGCAGGAAAAGUCCAAACUGAAAAAGCUGGAAAAGAUUCUUCAAAGACAGAAAAGUAAAAAUCCAAGAAGCAUCUCUGUGGAUGAGCCACAGCUGUUUAUUCCAGAUAAUGCUCCUGUUGCGAAGAAGGAAACCACUGAGGAGCAACCCGCUAACAGUGACACUGUAUGGGAUGGAAACAACUGUUGUGGUCUGUGCAAGCAACAUCACAAUAACAUGUUCAUGGUUGGCUGUGGUCGCUGUGACGACUGGUUCCAUGGCGACUGCGUUGGUCUCGACCUGUCAAAGGUACGUGAAAUGGAGGAGGAGGACGAGAUGUAUGUCUGCUUGAAGUGUUGUGAAGAAGAGAGCAAAAAGGUGGAGCCAGAGCCCCCAAGUAUAACCAAACCAGAAGUUCCAGCUAAGACAGAGGCUCAGGACCAUAAGCUGCCUCCCAAAUCCAGACCAGGAACCUCCCAGAUACUGGCAUCUGGAGGUGUCAGACCAGUAAGAAAGGAUCCCGAGAGAAGGCAUUCUGCAGAUGCAGCUUAUAAAACAGGCACUCACCUGAAACAUGAGACAAAAAGUAAAACAGCUUCAAAGAAGCCUGUGUCUGUUGACGCAGUCAGGAGAAAUGUGCGUGAUUCGCUGAAAGAAAUCCUGACACAAAGACUGAAGGAGUCUGAUUUGAGCAUCUCAGUGGAGAGGGCCUCUGAAGUUGCCAAGAAGACAGAGAGAGAACUUUUUCACUUGUUUAAAGAUACAGACAAUAAAUACAAGAACAAAUACAGAAGCUUAAUGUUUAACCUCAAAGAUUCUAAAAAUAAUGUCCUUUUUAAGAGGGUUCUAAAAGGGGAAAUUUCACCUAGCAAUCUAAUUCGAAUGAGUCCCGAGGAACUGGCCUCAAAAGAAUUGGCUGCUUGGCGACAAAGGGAGAACCGACACACUAUUGAGAUGAUUGAAAAGGAGCAAAGAGAGGUAGAGAGACGACCCAUCAUUAAGAUCACACACAAGGGUGAAAUUGAAAUUGAAAGCCAGGAACCAGCGAAAGCUCCAGAGCCUGCUGAUCUGGACCCUCUGCCCAAAGUGACAGAGGUGUCAGUAGAACCUCUGAAAACCUCAGAGAAGAAAACGGAGACCACCAAGAGAGAAGAGAAAGACACUACCAACCAACACAAGUCACAUUUAUUUGACCUGCACUGCAAAAUUUGCACUGGUCGAAUGGCGCCCCCUGUGGAAGAAGCACCUACCAAAGUGGUCGCUACUACAGUUGUCAGAAGGCAGUCCACCAAAACGGAAGAAACUAAGAGCUCAACUGCAUCCACACUUGGUGAUGACUUGCACCUCAGUGUUUUGGAGGAGAGCUUUAGACAUGCCCAGUCGGGCCAUGAAGCAAGGUCAGAUCAUGUAACUGGGCGAGAUGAAGAGGCCUCUUUCCUUUCCAACUUGAAGUCCCUGUGGCGAGGUUUCAUUCACAUGCACUCGGUGGCAAAGCUUGUAACAAAAGCUUUCCCAAUCUCUGGCAUUUUGGAUAACUUGACCGAGGACCUUCCAGAUAGCAUUCAAGUUGGAGGUAGGAUAAGUCCACAGACAGUGUGGGAUUACUUGGAGAAGAUUCGGGCAACUGGAACAAAAGAGGUGUGCCUGAUUCGCUUCUCACCUGAGACCGAUGAAGAUGAGAUUUCCUACACUCUUUUGUAUGCGUACUUCAGCAGUCGUAGGCGUUUUGGGGUGGUGUCUAAUAACCGGAAACAAGUGAAGGACAUGUAUCUCAUUCCGUUGGGUGCUACUGAAAAAGUUCCACAUCAGCUUGUUCCCUUUGAUGGGCCAGGUUUAGAAAACAACCGUGCCAACCUUCUUCUUGGACUCAUAAUUCGCCAGAGACCUAAAAGGGAUUUUCUUACUGUGGAUGUGAAUGAAACGGUCAGGAUUAUUCCUGAAAUCAAGCCCAUCACCGUUUCCACUAAAGAAACCAGAGCAACAGAGGAGGACGAGAAGUUUUUUCUCUCUACCUUGAUUACUACUCCUAAAAACGAGAAGGACAAACUACUUAACACUACUGAGGAUGUUGAUGAGCCAGUCACAGAGACUUUUCAAGAACCAUCUGCAUCGGAGGAAACCGCCAAUCAGGAAUCACAAAAACCUCUGCGCUUUCUUCCAGGUGUGUUAGUUGGCUGGGGAGGAGAAUUGCCACCUCUGCCAGAUGUUGGAGGAAAACCUAUAAUAAUGGCAGAUGACAACCCAAAGAUCCAACCAUCUCCAAAAACAGAUGCAUCAGCUGGAAACACUAAAAGUCCAACAGCUGCCACACCACGAGAGCGCUUUGUCAUCAAAAAGAAAGAGGCUAAACCUGCUAAAGCUGAACCUGAGCUCUCCAGCCCGACUGAUGUAUCUGCUGCAAACAACUUAUCAGGAAAAGAUGUUGCUAUGGCGACCCAUGGGGCUCAUAUCUCUCUCAAAGAUAAGCCUCCAGAUGUAUCGACUGAAGCAUUCCUGGCAAGCUUGUCAGCAUCUCCAAGUGGGACAGAAACUAACAGUGCUGCCUCAGCAAACAAAGGGGAUGCUGGCCUUUUGUCUGAAGCUGAAAAAGGACCAUCUGAAGGGAAUUUGUUGUCACAGUCAAAAUCCCAGGCUGCUUCAGAUCCCACAAAUAGCUCAAAACCUCCUUUAAGUGGAAUAUUGAAAAAAUCCUUAGCAUAUUCCAGUGUGAUUGAAGAUAAAACAAUGGUGCUACAAAAGGAUGAAGCCAGCAAUGCAGCUCCUUUAAAUCCUAAACCCGUUCCUGUGUUGAGCUCCACUAGAAAUGAUUCAGUUACACCAUUUCACCAAGGAUAUUUACAGCUUUCUCAAGCCAAGAACAAGCCUGAGGAACAAACCCAGACAGUGAUUACAUGUAAAAAGGAAGAGCCUGUCAUGGCCAAAACUGGUACUGCUGUAACUCCAGUACUAUGUCAUCCUGAAGUGCAGGAACCACAUGCAGAACCAGUUUCCCCAGCAUUCAACAGUGCAGCUCCAGUUCCACUACAACAGCCUCAGGUACUUGGCAGCUUCGACUACUCAAGCAGCCCACUACCUAACACAAUCUCCGACGCAAACAUCCAGGAUCAGAACCAUAGUUCACCAAUGGCUCAGGAUAGUGCUUCACAUGUUCCUGGACUUGAGUCACAGUACCCUGAGAGUUACUCUCAGCAAUCUGAGCAGCCACCAUCAUCUUUGGCCAAGGACCACAGGAGACUAGAAGAGCAAUACAGUGACCCAUGGGAGAGGCCACGGAACACAGAGGACAGAGAGCGGCGGCACAGCCACCACAGGGACUCUCAUCAUGGAAAAAAGAGCCGACAUCACGACCGGGAGCGGGAAAAAAAGCACGAUCGCAGCCAUGAUGACAAGCACAGAGAUAGGAGCAGACACCACGGACACUCAGAGUAUGGUGAGAAGAGGAAAGAGAGGCACCACAGUGAAGAAUACAGCAGUCGCCACAAGGACAGACAUAGACACAGACGAGACUCUGAUUAUGAGAAUGGACGGAGAAGUUCUAAAGACAAUUAUUCAUAAUUUUUUUUUUUUUAAAGCAGAGUAGUGCUAGAAGGACUGCUAUCAGCUUAAUUGUUUAUUUUAUACAUCAUUAUGCAGCUUAUAGGCCAUUUCUUAUGUUAUACAGCCAAAAUGAGAUCAUUUCAGUAGGACUGUAAAGGUUGUUAAAGACGCUUCAGACCAAGAAGAUAAUUAUGAUGAAGCAUUUUAAACUUUUUAAGCUUUUUAUUAUACAUGUCAUGUUUUGUACUAAGCUACUGUACUGACUGCAAAUAAGUAAAUAUUUUCAGUCCUGCCGUAACAUGUGAGGACCAUUAGGUUAGAGGUUUAAUUUUCAGCAUUUUGAAUGAAUGUAACAGUAAACAUUUCACAGAAGGUAGAUCUAAACAGCGGCAUCGCCCCCCAACAACUUUUAUUUCUUUUAAGUUUCUUAAAUAUUUUAAACUUACUUUCUAUUGAAAAGUAUGUACAUUUUGGCUCGUAAUAUACUUUAGAGAUGACGUGUGCCUUUGCACUGUGUGUUUAUGUACAGUUCGUAAUAAAGCUAAUCCUUUUUUUUA
This is a messenger RNA of Solea senegalensis (Senegalese sole), 5659 nucleotides long. RefSeq names its product PHD finger protein 3 (gene phf3). Lineage: Eukaryota; Metazoa; Chordata; Actinopteri; Pleuronectiformes; Soleidae. Gene Ontology annotation, cellular component: nucleus. The record is from RefSeq and is a predicted model, not a curated record. Bases 132 to 5120 code for a protein of 1662 amino acids. Gene Ontology annotation, biological process: DNA-templated transcription. The transcript has 16 exons.